This is a messenger RNA of Engraulis encrasicolus (European anchovy), 2602 nucleotides long. It is a transcript of the gene gpr68, whose product is annotated as ovarian cancer G-protein coupled receptor 1. NCBI's taxonomy places the organism in Eukaryota, Metazoa, Chordata, Actinopteri, Clupeiformes, Engraulidae. The coding region runs from base 329 to 1456 and encodes 375 amino acids. Gene Ontology annotation, cellular component: membrane. The record is from RefSeq and is a predicted model, not a curated record. Gene Ontology annotation, biological process: G protein-coupled receptor signaling pathway; cellular response to pH. The transcript has 2 exons. Gene Ontology annotation, molecular function: G protein-coupled receptor activity.
UGUGGGCUGUACAACUGAGGUCACCCACGCGCGCAACUAUAUAGUCAAGUGGCGAGGCGGAUCUAUUGCCUAUAAGUUAAAGUCAUCCUUUCUACUUUAGUAGUUCCCCUAGUCAACCUUCUGUCUGAGGCUACACCUCGCAAGGGCUUGGAUUGUAGUUACCAAACAGCAGCUUGGAGACCUUUUCACCGUGUUCAAGUUCUAAAGCAGUUUGUGGAUUUUGCGCGGUCUUUCACGAAGACGGACCCAUACGGAAGAACACUAAUGGGAUGGCCAUUGUGACCACUCCUUUGAGAAGUAACUCAAACAGUUCCUGGCUACCUGGCUCAUGAGUGACUUCCGUGGCAAUGACUCUGCAGUGUUCACCAAUGACUCUGCAAUGUCCACUAAUGACUCAGAUAUCAUCAACUGCACCAUCGACCACCAGAUCCACCAGUACCUCUUCGCCGGAGCCUACAUCCUCAUCCUGUUGGUGGGCCUGCCCUCCAACGCCUUCUCCCUCUACCACGCCUGGUUGCAGUUGCGCGCCCGCAACGAGCUGGGCGUCUACCUGCUGAACCUCACCAUCUCGGACCUGCUGUACCUGGCCUCCCUACCCAUGUGGCUGCAGUACAUCUUCCUGGGCGACGACUGGCCGCACCACGAGUGGCUGUGCCAGCUGUGUGGCGUGCUGCUCUACCAGAACAUCUACAUCUCCAUCGGCUUCCUCUGCUGCAUCUCCAUCGACCGCUACCUGGCCGUGGUCUACCCCUUCCGCUUCACGGGCUUCCGCUCCAUGCGGGCGGCCACCUUGGUCAGCGCCUUCAUCUGGCUCAAGGAGCUGGUGGUGGGCGCCACGUUCUUCCAGCACAAGGUGCUGAGCGUGGACGUCACAAAACAGCGGGUGUGCUUCGAGCACUACCCCAUGAAAGACUGGGAGUACCCAGUGAACUACUAUCGCUUCUUCGUAGGCUUCCUGUUCCCGCUGUUUAUCUUGGCCGUGUCGUAUUUCCGCGUGCUUCGAGCGGUGGGCAAGAGUGCGGGGACGCAGUCGUCGCAGAAGACGCGCAUCAAGCACCUGGUGACCAGCACCAUCCUGAUCUUCCUGGUGUGCUUCCUGCCGUACCACGUGUUCCUGUUGACGCGGACGGUGCUGGAGAGAAGCUGCGACUUCAUCGAGAAGAUCUUUAACUAUUAUCACUUCUCGCUGCUGCUCACCAGCUUCAACUGUGUGGCCGACCCCGCGCUCUACUGCUUUGUGAGCGAGAGUGCCCAGCGUGGCAUCCAGGAGGCCCAGCAGGCGUGUGCCAGGGUGCUGUGCUGCUGCAAGCCCCCCAAAGACAGUGGCAUGGCCAUCAGUGGGCGCCUGGCAGUCACUGCCACCAAGUCCAGUGAGGUGGCUUGUAGCGGGGAAGACAGGACUGGUGCUGCCAUGGUCACACUGUUACAGCCUAUUAAGACCAGUCAGGCUGUAUGAGUAUACAGUACAGACAUAUCUUAUUAUAUAUUAACGCAGGGCUGGCCCAAAAAAAAAGAAACAUGCUUAUUUGUAUGAGUCAUGAAUGUAAUGUAUGUAUGUAUAUGUAUGUAUGUAUUUGUUAAACUGUGCUGAUGUUAUUCAUGUGUAAGGUAUUUUAAAGCCAGUUAAUGUCUGUUGAAAACAUUGUUUUUGACUAAAGUCCACGUGUGUGUGUUUUUGCACUCUCAGGGAUCUUGAGGGAAUACCUAGAACCCAACCUGCCCUAAUCUACUCUCAUGGGGUCAGGCUUUUCCAUUAGCAAAGAAUGCACGCAGACUGGAAGAAACUCAUCUCAACUUUAGCACUGACAGCACUGACUAGAGGCUAACAUAUUCAAAGUUGCCUUAAAGCUGUUACAUCUCAUUCAACAUUUGAAUUGUCACCGUUAUUCAUCUAAACAAAGUGUUGGGUCGUUCUGUUUUGCAAAGGUCAGUAUUUCUAAUGAUUAUGUUGAAAUUAAUAUGUCACUAUCCAUUUGUCUCAGUGAGACUACAGGCUGAACUUCAUUAUUUUAGAUAUGCAUCUGUGAUCUGAUGUCUGAUGUCAGCAUUUAAGUCUCUACUACUCAGUUGUUGCUGGUUUUGAUGUUAAAAUUGAAGCUUUGAAGUUAAAUUUCCUAAAAGGAAAUUGAAAAGGGGCCAUAUGAAUGAGCAUGGACAUUUCAGGGGAUCGUCCUCCGAAGCACUGCCUUGCCUCCUUUUUCUGAGUUGUUUGUAUCGAAAGAAACUGAAUUAAUUACCAGAAAAACAAGGUAGGCUGAUUGUGCAAGGUCAGAGUUUAGGUUCAGAUAUCCCCAGACGGCUGUUCUAACCUGAAGGACUUCCCACUUGUAAUUAUACAGCCUGAGAAACACCGGGGGUGGGAGGACACUGACUAAUUUUACUGGAAACGUUUGGAAAGCUAUUUUACAGUACGUCCAAAAAAAAGAGAGAGAAGAGCAGAGGCACCCUGAUGAAGGCCAAUAUGGCCGCAAUGCGUAUAGGCCCAUGUGCUAUAUUCAAGGCUUUUAAUUUUUUGCCUCUGCCUCUGCUCUUUCCUAACUUUUCUUUUGACUUACACUUCACCUGGGAUAGAUGAGCCCCUGAGUAAAUUGUUUACACAGUC